Linderina pennispora is the source of this 518-nucleotide messenger RNA. RefSeq lists its product as uncharacterized. The transcript has a single exon. Lineage: Eukaryota; Fungi; Kickxellomycota; Kickxellomycetes; Kickxellales; Kickxellaceae. The coding region runs from base 176 to 352 and encodes 58 amino acids. The record is from RefSeq and is a predicted model, not a curated record.
CCUUGCUGCAAGCGAGUGCACUGGGUAGGAAGUAUACAUGAACGCUUGUCUCUGUCUUGAUGGCACGGAAUGUGUGUCCCCAUUCCCUGAUUUCAACUGUGAACUAUUUGCAGCGUCUUUUGUACGUGCUUUUUGUAGUAAAAAAGCAGCCAGGUGCAUCUAUGGUGCGGAUAUCAUGCACAGAGCGGAGGACAAAGACAACCAGACAUACUCUUCUGCACUGUAUUUUGGUCCAAGAAAGAGAGGAGGCAGGCAGGCAGCAGCACUUUUUAUUGCCAGGGAGAGAGCUGUAGCUUUUCAGACACAAGAGCUUGGUUCUAUUAAUGAUGUGCACUGGUUGGGCUACAUAUAAUUUGAGUCUUCUUAUAUGGGACAUUUAGCUGAACUCAACACAAAGCAACACUGUUCGCUAGAGUUGAUACCUCAGCUCAAGUGCUAUAGCUUCAUAUACUUAGAAAUGGAGAUGACUGAGCUAUACAGUGGGAUCUGCAGUUCUUUCUCUCCGUCAGCUAUCAUUC